Molecule: messenger RNA, 7174 nt
Organism: Cherax quadricarinatus
Lineage: Eukaryota; Metazoa; Arthropoda; Malacostraca; Decapoda; Parastacidae
Product: adenylate kinase isoenzyme 5
Biological process (GO): UDP biosynthetic process; CDP biosynthetic process
Cellular component (GO): cytoplasm; nucleus
Molecular function (GO): UMP kinase activity; ATP binding
Source: RefSeq, a predicted model, not a curated record
GUGAGGACUGCUGCUCGGCUCCUCCGGCCCUCUAUUCGUGUGCCUUAUGUCAACUUUUUGAACCUGUGGCCAUUAAAUAACAGAGAAGCUAACUUAUUUGAUAGUAGCUGAGUGGAGGAAUAUUUUUCACCAACGUAACAUUCGUGAUGACUUGUGUCUAAGCAUUCGUGUGUUAUUAUGCUUCAGUUGUGGACAGUGCUAGGGGUGAUGGAUGUUAUGAUAGACUCAGGACUAUAAACAGUACUACAGAUGCGGGUGCAGAAAUGCUUGCAGACCCGUGUGAAGGGUGUUCGUCUGAAUAUGUAUGUGUGUGGAUGAGGGAGCUCAGACGGUCUCCAGGACGCCAAUUGUCAACAGAAGCGUUGGUAACCGCUGCUCUUUAGAACCCUCCCCACUCGUCACCACUACCGCUAUCAGUGCCAUUUGAUGUCUUUUGUGUCAUCUGGUGUCAACAAUGUUGUUGCUACCAGUACCAUCAGGCUGUACUUGUGUCACUUGCCGUCAUCAAUUACGUUGCUGCUGCUUCAACUCCCAUUUAGAAUACCUUCUGCCACCUGCCGUCACAAGAGUCCAUACCACCUGACUUCCAUUAUACCACUCCGUCAACACUGUAGCCGCUGCCGGUAUUAUCUGGAUUCCCUCAGGGUCACCUGCCGUAGUUAAUACCAUCUGCCUCCACCAGUGCACCUGUACAGGUGUGCCACUGACCUGAAACACAAAUACAUAACCUAACACAACACCAGGUAACACCAUUACAAAAUCCAAAACCUUCCCAGAUAUUUUUAAGCUAGAACUUGUUACCUCAUUUCAUAUGGACAGAGACCCAACUGAGACCAACAACUGCAGGCCAAUUUUUAACUUUACUAUAUAAAAUCUAUGAAACUGCAACUCUAUGCCGAUGUUUUAAGUAGCACAUUUCAUGGUAAACUUAAAGGGAUUAACUCACUGGUGGUAAUUAUAACAAAUCUCACGUUCAAUUCGUCUCCGGUUUAAAAGAGAUAUCAUCAAUGUUCAAUUGUUUAUUUGUAACAAAGCAAUAUUUCGACAACAUGGAAUUGCAACAAUGGCCCCUAUCUCUGUUGCAUCGAAGAGUCAUUCUGCAGUCGGAAACAGACGGGAGAAUGUACAUUAUUCAACGGUAAUAAUACAAAAAGACGUGCUCGAGGAUAUACACAAAGACUGGUCAAAAACAACGGCAAAAGAAAAUAUGUGAUUUUACCGCAGACACAUGUUUACAUUCUUAGUGAAAUAUUUAUACUCAGUGAUUGCAUUGUAAGGUUCUGUUUACAAUCUUAGUAAAACGUUUAGAACCAAUAAUUGAAUCACAGUCUUCUGUUUAUAACCCAAAUGAAUUAUUGUUAUUACGAAAUUCAUGGGGAAGCGCUAAACACACGUGAGAUUUGAUGAAAUAUUUAUAACCAAUGGCUGAGCCGCGACUUAAGUGAGAUAUUUAGAUCCAUAAUAAACAUUGCUGACGGUUCAAAAUACUUUAGAGAAUGAAUCUUUUUUUCUCCAACGUGAUGGGCAUGAUGCCCUAGUGAGGAGCACCACGUUCUUGUGAUCACGCCUGCGUGGAUAGCACCACGCCCGUGUUGGUAACUCCACGCCCGUGUGGGUGGCACCACGCCCGUCAGCUUGUGCCCACCGGGAUGACGCGGUCGUAGUGGUGAUAAGACAUCUCACUUUAAUGCCAGUCUUCAGCGAGAUCUCACGCCUCUUCAAGAUGGGCAUCUGUCUAGAUACAGAUCGCAGUGGGUCCCCACUGGUUGGGGAGGGUAGGAACGGGGAGGCUGGAACCACAGCGGCGACCACCCCAGCAACAGCGGCGCCUCCAGGACCAACCAACACCGCCCCGACGGAGUCCAUUACAGGCGCCCCCGUCAUCUUCUUCCUAGGCGGGCCAGGCAGUGGAAAGAUGACACACGCGCAGAACCUGGCGGACAUCCACGAAGACUACAGACACAUCAAUCUCACCGUCGUGAUCAGUGAAUACAUCAAGGAAAACGAUCUGGGAUCUCCUCGUUCCAUCUCUGCCACCAUCGCCUUGGCUCUCCUGGCCCGGGAGAUGCAUAUUACACCUCGCUGCAAAGGCUACCUAGUUUCUGGUUACCCUCGGCAUAUGGAUGACGUCCAUCACUACAACGAGAAGCUAGGUAACAUUGACGGGGCCAUCCUGCUGGACUGGCGGGAAUCAGCACUCUUGAGCAACCUAGCUGGGGCGAGGAUGGGCACCCUUAUGCUUGAUGCUGCGAGAAAAGACCUUUCUGAAUUCCAUAGCAAAGUUCUCCCUGUAUGUGAACACUUCGACAAUCAGGGCCUCCUGUUCGUGGUAUCUGGGGAAAGGAGCCAGGAGGAAGUCUUCAGGGACGUCCAAAGAGCACACGAUAAAAUUAUGCGGCCACACCCUCUACCACCCCUGUCACGUGCCUCUGUAGGGUCUUACCGAGAAUACCGCAAUAUGACGGCUUCGGUGCAGAAUCAACCGCUUUCCACCUCAUUCAUCAAUGUCAACUCAGAAGAUGCGGUCUUCCCUCCGUGCCUCUUUUUCAUGGGUGGUCCUGGGAGCGAUAAGUGGCGGCUGAUGAGUGGUAUUACAUACCUGUACCCCGGGUGGGCAUGUAUGGGCAUCGGCCAGAUGCUCCGAGAUCAAAUUGCGUGCUGGAGGGAGGACCCUGAGGCCUACACUGAAUUACCCAGCGAGAAGGUUAUUUUAAUCCAGAACCUCAUGCGCAAGGGAGAGCUCAUUCCACAGGACUUAGUACUAGACAUAGUGAGGAAAAAGAUAGAAGAACUCAAGUCUCACGAGGGAAUCGUUUUGGUUGGGUUUCCUCGAGACAUCAUUCAAGCUCAGAACUUCGAGGAAAAGUUUCACCAGAUCCCUCCGCUGUUGUUGAUCGACUGCUCAGAGUUAGAACUAGGGAGGAACCUUGGCAGGAGAGAGAACCGUCUGGAUGACAAUGUAGCAGCAGCCAGGAGAAGACUCGCCAUCUAUCGCGAAGUUACGCUUCCUAUGCUGAAAGCUUUUGAUGAGAAGAACAGGCUCAAAAUUAUUGAUGGUGACGCAGACUGGGAGCAGGUGGAGAGGGAAGUGAAAAGAGCCAUCUAUGUGGAAACUCAGACGCUAGCUCGCCGCACCCACAGGUCCGCCACACACACACCCACACCUUCCCUGAGGGAAACCUCCUCACCGAGACCUGCCAGUCCUUGUCUUUCUGCUGCCACUCACAGCACCAGAGGUCAGUCAGAUGAGGACACACCCCAGGAACACUUCAGCAGCAAUGUUCUGGUUCCUCCUAGCUUUGAGCGGCACGGGGAGGGCAAUACACUUUCUCAUGACAUAGGGAGUGUAGAAACCCUGAACACAACACCCAAGAAUUCGAUGAAACACAAAGCAGUCUGACAACAAAAGGUGCCCUACUUCGCUUGUCGAAGAAGGUCUGUGAUAAUAUACUCUUCCAUUAGAAACAAAGUUGACAGUGACAGUGCUUCAGUUGUUUACGAAUCACAAAUAAGCAAGAUAGAUGGCCAUGUACAGUAUUCAUUCAGUACGUGUAUUUUUUUGUUUCAACGCGUGAGUUUUAAUGUCUUACAGUGCCAGUCCUAUUUUGUAAUUAAGGCGCCGACUGAAGUGUCUCUCUUAGUGUUAAAAUUAUUUUUUGUACACACUUCAGUUUGUUUUACUGUUAGUAAAACUAGCCUUCAGAGCAAAUUCCUUGGCCUUACUUGGUAAAACAUUAUUUUAAAAAAAAUAAUCAUGAUAUUAUCAUCUUUGUAACAGUGAAAUUAAUGGAACUGGCGAAUCUCUAAAACAUUUGCUCCCCUUUCCAAGGAAAACACUAAAAUCUAGUUAAGCAACAUGUUGUAUGCAAGUUCUUUAUUUUAAACCAAAUCUAACACAACACCCUAAUCUAACCUUGCUGAAAUUUACAUAAUAUAAUAUGACUUAACCUACUUAAGUUAUCUAAGAAUCCGCAGAACCCUUGUUUAUAUUUUUCCAGUGGGAGGAAUGAGGGGGAGGGCGAAUCUUUUAAGUGACCCAAGAUAUAUAAUAAUCACGAACGCCAGCGUCAAAAUUCUUUACUGUAUAGUGUGCACUUUUCAUUCUCUGAAGGAUUAUAAACACAUGGUUGGACAAAGUUCAUUCAGAUCUAAAACUGAUGUUCCGUGAUUUAGGAAACUUAACGUGUCCAGAGGUAUACACUCCGUAACAUUUCCAUUAUGAUUUAAUUUAAACGACGUAGUUUUUAUAAUGUAUCUCAUAGCAAUAUACUUCUAUCAUGCUGCCUUUACUUGACGGUACUGAUGAUAUAUAUAGUUUCAGAAAUAAAUACCAUAAACAUGAAAAAUAUUGACAAUAUUUUUACGUUUAUUAUGCCGAGUCGAAUAAUGUAUUUUAAAGAAUGGAUUCAAUUCAUAUUUCAGCAAUUUUCAAAAUUCAUUAGUAAGAUAUUAUUGUAUAGCUUUAGAUAGAAGUAUAGUAGCAUGAAAAUAUCAAUACAGCAAUACACUCUUAAUUUUAUUGAAUAAAACAGUGAUGAAAGAUUUAUUAAAAUUUCUGUGAAGUGAAUAUUAUACGAAGUCAUUACUGAAAAAAUUGGAGACCUUUAUAGCAUCCUUGACAAGUCACUUUGAAGAGGCAUUCUGUUUACAAUGAAGCACUGACUUACCAAGAAACAGCUAAAAACAUCAAAUGUCAUCAUUUUCCUUAAAAUAAUAACAAGCUGGAGAACAAAUAAAUAUUCUGAAGGAAAAUAGGCGUGAGCAGCCUAUUCUCUUUGUUACUAGGACCUUCCAGAUUUUGUAUAAUUCUAAAUAGGUAGGUAAGGUUUGUCAGGAAACAGGACAAGUGUUUCCCGGCUUGGGUCUUAUUCAUGAUGACCGCAGCUGGAGCUUUUGGUCAUCUGAUCGAAGCCCUCCGAUGGCUUACCGGGUCACCCCUUUAAAAAUUAUGGUUAUGGUCAUAACCAUUAGGACUGUAUAAUGAUUCUGAAGAAUACUAUAAAUCUUCCGCCAAAAAUUGCUAUUACACUCUCGAAAGUCAUGCUUAUAAACCAUGAUUUUUUCUGAAGAAACUGUAUGUUAAAACUAUACCACAGAAAGCAGAAUGCGGAAAGGAGCCACAAACGGAGUCAAAAUAACAAUAGAGGGGUCCUGAAAACUAGUCAUUUAGAAGAUAUAACUGAUGGAUUGUAGUCCUGCACGAAAAACAACUAUUUAUAAGCCAAAAAUAAAUAUAUUAAUCUUAUUAUUAUUAUUAAAGAUUCGCCGGUAUUCUCCCGGCCCGGGCCUUUUCCAAGUGGUGGCCCGGCCUUGGCUCCCUCUUUAGGGAGUGUCUGAGACCUAAGUCUCCCAUGGGAGGAGGCACAAGUACCUCCUCAUCUUUGGGACCAACUGUCCCCAGGCCUAGCCACAAGCUAGGCCUCUCUGGUCUGCCAUCCCCGCCCCAAGGGGGCAAAUGGGAAUGACAGUCUUAUGAGCUAAAGGCUCGGGCUCAGGCACCUACCCUACCCUAGAAGGGUUAGGCAUGAUGUCGAUCUAUAUUAAUCUUAAAUAACUUGCUCCAUAAGGAUGGGUUAGAUGUAAAACAAAAUAUGUAUAGGAAGUGUCUUGGGUAACCUGUGCUUGUGUGGAAUGUUCCUUCAGUGACUUCGUAUCAUUAAUACCAUGAAAUAGUAUCUGAUUAUUCAGUUGUGGCGUUUUGUCACAGGACAAAACGCCACAACUGAAUUAAUUAUUUAAAAAUUCAGAAUAAACUAUAAACAUACCAAAAGGUAGCCGGUAAGAAAACCCGGAGAUAAUACGAAUUUCAGGAUAAUUCUAUGUUGAUGUCUACAGCUCCAUUGUUUUGGUAAAUAAAAUUAUACCAGUGUGACACAAAUAAGACCAAUGUAAUUAUUAGUAGGAAAAUGACUUUCUCUGCGUCAAUAUUAGCCUUAUAAAGAAUUAGAACAGUACCGCUAAUCGACUUAAUAUAUGACAUAUACUGUAGAACCUUACUAAAUUAUUAGAUAUUUUUCAAUAUUAUUAUUCAAGACCUCGAGGUUACUUUAUAUAUAUAAUUACAGUAUUUCACAUUUUUUUUUUUUUGCUUGGUAGCCAGGAAAGUGACCUGGGACAAAUGCCUCAUAGCCUAUUUGCCUUUCUUUUUUACAUAUUACUGUGUAAUGAUAAGAAAACCGCUAUUAACAAAGAUUUUGACCCACUAUAACUGAUAUGCCACAAUAUUGGAUCUAAAUCUUUUCACGUUAUAGUGAAAUGAUAAAGAUUACCCAGUAAAUAAUGACUUUAUUGGCCAUAAGAAACCAGCAUCGUCAUAUUAAAAGUUUAUAAUAAUAAUAUCAUUAAAAAUAAUAAUCACGUUAAUAAUAAUUAUGAUAAUUAAGUGUAAGUUCUUAUACGAAUAAUUAUGUACAUUAGUAGAUGACUGACAGUGCAGUUCUCUGCCACAGAGUUCGUGACUAGUUAACCACCCUAAGUUGGUGCUAAUUUCGGUUGUAUUUUUUUCCUAGCAAACUAAUUGGUUGUUUAACUGAAUAAAAAGCCUAUCGACUACAUGAGGGUCAUUAAGGAUGCAUGUACUAUACUUACCACCAGUGUAUAUGUGUCUAUGUAUAUUUACUGAGACAUGUACCUCCCGGUGCAAAUAUUUUGACGCAAGUCAAAUAUUUCAUUUUUUUUUUAUAUUGUUCGACUGAUGAACAGAGUUUGGGGUGUUUCAUGAUUUUUUUUUUACUGUAACUACUUUAUUUAAUGUUCUGACAUAAAAGAAUAUUAAUAAUUAUGAUUCUUCGUGUGUUACAUGACUAAGAAUAGUAUUCAGCAUAAGUUUACAAUCAACAUUCAAACCAUAGUUUGAACUCCACCCCAUGUCCAUUGUGCCCAAUUGUCAUGACAGCCCCAUUCAUCCCUCCACUUUGCCAUGCCAUGAUGUGCUUAGAGCUUGGGUGCUUUGAAGAGGAAAUACUAAGUUAUAAAGAAAACAUUUCUCAGAGUAGACAUUAAGGCUCUAGUGUUAGUUUUAAAGUAAAUUUUUGAGCUCUGUCUCUAGAUUUAAAUGAUCAAAUUGGUAUUAACAUUACUACUAUAUUAGAAUAAAUAAUUUCAUAUAAAAUAAUAGUUAUAGUUAUAGCACUAUAAUUCUAAAGAAAUGUUGAAAAUUAGGUCGUGGUGAUAC